Messenger RNA from Sphaeramia orbicularis (orbiculate cardinalfish), 3813 nucleotides. Its product is annotated as peroxisome proliferator-activated receptor gamma coactivator-related protein 1. Gene Ontology annotation, cellular component: nucleus. The transcript is spliced from 11 exons. NCBI's taxonomy places the organism in Eukaryota, Metazoa, Chordata, Actinopteri, Kurtiformes, Apogonidae. The coding region runs from base 3 to 3536 and encodes 1177 amino acids. Gene Ontology annotation, biological process: positive regulation of transcription by RNA polymerase II. The record is from RefSeq and is a predicted model, not a curated record. Gene Ontology annotation, molecular function: transcription factor binding; RNA binding.
CCAUGUGGAGAAGCAAGAUGGCGGCACGGUGGAGGAGGAAAGACGGAAAUUUAAAUGCCGGCAUCAGCGACUUUUUCUCCGGCAACAACCCCAAUGAGUUUCUUCUGAACAGAGGAGAAGGGAAACCUGUGGAGAUGGACUCAGAAUCCUGUGUGGAUCACUCCAUCCUGGCUAUUUUUGAGGACGCUGCUGUUUCUUCUGAGGGUAAGAGCAGAGUGGAGGAAGAGAACGAGAACCUGCUUUCUGCUCUCACUGAGAUGUUGGAAAAUGUGGAGGAUGAUGAUGGGACUCUGUCUCCUUUUGACACUCUGCCAGAGUCCACACUUCUCACCCACCAGGAGCACAAGGACAACUCAGUGGAAAUGUCACUUGCUGACAGACUUAGACAACAACUUAAAACUCCCAAUUUACCACUCACACUCAAAGGUGAUGGAGUAAAAGAUAAUGAGAGCAACAAAGAGAGAGACGUUUUGUUACAACAACAAAACAGGACAUUGUUUCAGUCCAAAAAUAACAAAGCAGAGGCUGAAGUUGAAGUCUUUACUACAGCCUCUCUUGUGAACCUGGUCAGGAUCAUGCACCCUUAUUGUUUGAAGCUGCGUGUGGAGGAGGAAGGGAAGGACCACAAGAGCACAACCAGACCAACGGCCUCCUCCUUGGACAACACCUUAUUCUCCAAGGAAGAAGUGUGGAAGUAUGAGAGGCCAGCUGAAGACAUUGAUGAGGAGAUAAAUGUCGUGUCUGAUGAUGAUGAUGGACCCGUGGAGGAGAAGAGGGUGGGAGAUGAAAAGGGUGAUGGAAGUAAAACACUGAAGAGUGCAUUACUGAAUGGGAACCCAUCCAGAAAUCAGCCACUGAGAGAGAAGAAAAGAGUGAGUUUCGGCCCUGUGCAAGUGGCUUCUUUUGAUGAAUCCAUAGAACAGAAUGAGAAAAAUCUAACAAGUGGAGUAGCAAUUUCACCUCCACAGAAACCACUUGGAAACCCAACUGGAUCAGUACUUGAAGCCCAGACACCUCCCUCUGAAAACAGAAGUCGAUCAUCAGAGGGUCAGCCGCAAAAAAGUGAGACCAAGGCAAAAUCACUCAGCCUGCAACAGUACAGACAACUGCGCCAGAAGAGACAACCCCUGGUGGAAAAACAGGGGAACUACACCACCAAAUGGCCAUCUGUGUCUGAGCCCCCCAAAGAGCUGACUCCCAUACUGUGUCUGCAGGGACAAAACAAGACAACACUGUUUUAUCCAACAGAUACCAAAUGUGGCACUGCUUCAGAGAAGUCAUCUGCUUCAUCAGCACUUCAUCCAGAGUCCAAGCCAUACAAUCGCAUGCACCAUAAAGGAAAACCUCAGAGAUCAAAGGUCAGGUCACCUCCAGAACAUCAGAAAAGUCCAGUAAAGACUCAGACGCUCCUCAGUAGUGAUCCCCCAAAUCCUGUCCUUGUGCCACUGCCAGCCACCCAACCAUCUAAAGACAUAUGUGGACCACAACUGUCCACUGCCCAAGUCUCAUUAGAGACAGAAGUGGAGGAAGUAAACAGCCUUAAGAGCACCAGACUCUUACAGACCCCAGCAGCAGAGCCAGAGCUCACAGUGUUGCUAUUUAACCCUGAUUGUAACCUUACCGGCACUGACUUGCCUCAGGAGGAGUCCUCAGACAGAACCUCCAGAUCUCCAGGACUCUGCUCCACCAUGACACACCAAGCACCUUCAGAAUGCAUCAUCCCGAGUCCUCAAAAGUGCAGUCCAAGCUCAGCACAACAAAGCAUGCUGGUACCAAGUAUCCCAGAGUCACCAAGUCCGACUAGGGUCACACAAGUACAAUGUCCUUCGUCCUAUCAGCCACUGACUCCUGUAGCUACACCUGUAAAGGAGACAUUACCAGAGGUUGUCUCCAGGAUUUGUCCACCAGAGGCACCACCACCAUCUCUCCAGCUUGAUUAUAAAGUGCAAAGAAUUGAAGCCACUGAUCUGACGAGCCUGUUGGAACAGUUUGAGGAAACACAAGCUAAAGAGGAGGGUGAGUGUGAGAAAGAGCUGCAGAUCAAACCUGAACACAUGGCUGGACCGGUCACUGCUGCUCCACCUCCAAACACACUGAAAGUCACAGACGUCCACAGAUCACAGUGUGUUGUGAGUUCCAGAUUACUUCAGACACCCUCUGCAGAAGUACAUAUAAGCACUUCAGAAUCGGCAGCGACUCCAAAAACCCUCAGCAGUCGACCAAAUUUCCAAACAGCAGAUGACGUGGAAAUUCCAGAGGCACUCGGCACUGAAAUCAUCCUCACCACCAGGCGGAAAGUCACUCCAUCCAAGUCCAUUCAGAUAAUUGACCCUCGCCCUCUGCCAUCCAAAAAGACCCACCCCAGUCUCCCAGAGUCCUCUGCUACCUAUAUGUCUGCUCACAUAUUUGCAUCUAUAUCCUCUGAUCACGAUUACUGCAGUUCACUGACACCUGCGACUGAACGUAGUAGAGCCUGGAAACUCAAGGAUAUCUCUGAAACCUCUGACGAAAUGCAGGUGAACACAUGUGACUCAAGUAUCGCUGUUGCUGCUGCUGUGUGCAAAGGGCAGACCCCGCCUGGCGACCCUCACACCCCCUUCAGAACUGAGAAUGAGUCUGUGAGGCUGGACCACAAGACCACCUCAGACAUGGACCGGUCCUCAGAGCUGCUGUUCUCAGACCAGGCUGUCACAGGGGAGAACUGCAGUUCAUCAGAGGCCGGGACAGAGUUGAGCAUCCCCCCAACGCCUCCCCCCAGCCCUCCUUGCAGAGGCAGAGGGAGGGACAGGAGGAGGAGAUAUCGCAGAAGAUCCCCUCGUUCUGACUCCAGCUCCAGUUCCCACUCCUCAACCUCAUCAUCCUCCUCCAGCAAUACAUCUUGCUCUCCAAAAAGACAAAAGCUCCAUCACAAGUAUUCAGACAGCAGCUCUUGCUCCUCCUCCCCGUCUUGCUCUGUUUCACGCUCCCCCUCACCUCUGGGACACCAGAUGUCUUACUCCAGACCGAGAUUUAGCAGGUCAAGAUCCAGAUCGUGGUCCAGGUCUCGGUCCCGAUCCCCAUGCCCACGUAAUUACCAGAGGAGAUGGAGAGACGUUAGCAGCAGGGAGUCCAGGAAGCUCAGGAGGGAGCAUGAAAUUAGGAUUCAGAAACUCAGAGCCAUAGAUGAGCGUAGGGUGGUAUAUGUUGGCCGCAUCAGGAGAUCUAUGACCCACAAUGAACUAAGAGAGCGUUUCUCUCAGUUUGGAGAUGUGGAGUGUGUGUCUCUUCACUUCAGAGAUCGAGGUGACCACUAUGGCUUUGUCACCUUCUACAACAUGGAAGAUGCUUUUGCAGCCAUUGAUAAUGGUGGAAAACUCCGGAGGCCUGACGAGCUGCCGUUUGACAUCUGCUUUGGCGGAAGAAGACAGUUCUGCAAUUCAGACUAUGCAGAUUUAGAUGCAAAUCGGGAUGCGCACUUGUCUCCUGUGAGGACCCGGUUUGAGGAAGACGACUUUGAUUCUUUACUCAAACAAGCUCAGAGAGGCAUUAGGAGGUAGCAGAAGAGUACAGACCAAUCAGAGCACCACAGUGGUCACAGCAGAAGUUUAUUCAUUAACCUCAGAGCUUUUUGCUCACAUUUAUGUAGCAGAUGUUUGUCUUUUUUUAAUGUUUUGCUAUAUGCAUGGUGUUUUUGUUGUUUACAACAAUAUAUAUAUAUAAAAAUAUGUAGCACUGAUGAUUGGUAAAAUGUAAUUUCUCUCUAAAAGUUUUUGCAUUCCACAGCACUAGAUUUUGUACAAUUGUAUGCAACAAUUAAAAGGAAUUUCCUGAUGA